GUCCCCGGGUCGUGGAUGCAGUCAGUCCGCUCCCGACGACGAGUCCGAGAACACGCUUCGCCGCUUCAGCUUCGUGGUUCAGAGAGAAUCGAGACAGAAAAUUCCUUUGAGCUUCGUGGUUCAGAGAGAAUCGAGACAGAAAAUUCCAUUGAGCUUCGUGGUUCAGAGAAAGAGUCUCGAAACAGCAAAUCCCAUUCAGCUUCGUGGUUCAGAGAGACUCGAGACAGCAAACCCAACACCAUGUCGAGCCCAAGGAAGUUCUUCGUGAUCGGAAACUGGAAGAUGAACGUGGACAAGAACCGAAUCAACGGCAUUGUGAAGAUGAUGAACAAAGCGGCACUUGACCCCAACACAGAGGCGGUGGUUGGCUGUCCAUCGUGCUAUCUCUCACAUGCCAGAGAGCACCUCAGCCCCAGUAUUGGCGUCGCUGCUCAAAAUUGCUACAAGGUUGCCCGGGGUAACUUCAGCGGCGAAAUUUCUCCGGAGAUGAUCAAGGACUGCGGCUGCGACUGGGUCAUCCUGGGUCACCCCGAGCGCAGGACCAUUUUCAGCGAGCCAGACAGCUUCAUCGCCGAGAAGGUCGCUCAUGCACAAGAAGCUGGGAUGAAGAUAAUCGCGUGUCUGUGCGAGACAACCGAGGACCGCAAGGAAGGACGCACGAAGGAGGUGCUGUUCAAGCAGCUGAAGUCCCUCGCCGGCGCCAUCCGCGACUGGUCCCGCGUGGUCCUUGCCUUCGAGGCCCUGUGGGCGAGCAACACGGGCGUCUUCGCCACCAACCAGCAGGUGCAGGAGGCCCUGGCGCUCGUGCGGGACUGGCUGCGGAACAACGUGAGCGAGAAAGUGGCCGACACGACGCGCCUCCUCUACGCGGGCUCGGUGAACUCCGGCAACUGCCGCGAAAUGGCGGCGCUGAAGGACCUGGACGGGUUCCUCGUGGGGAGCGCCGCCCUCAAGCCAGACAUCGUGGACAUCAUUAAUGCCCGCCGCGGCCGCGUGUCUGAGAUCCUGGCGUCGCUCCGCAUCGAGGACCAGCAGGGAUAAAGCGGGAACUCCUCCGAGUGUUCCUUCGUCUCGGCCAGUAGCCUGGGAUGGGCCGUCGCGAGGCAAGCCGCACGCUCUCACGUCCACUCACAUUCCCUGCAGAGUUUACUUAUUAGUUGUUGUUACAUGUUAUUUUCUUUUAAGUAAUAUUCGGAGGCUUCCCAGACGAAAAGACAGAGCGGCAUCUAGUACAAACACGUGAAAUCCAUAGACACAAAACCACAAUCAAACUGCACUUUAUGAUCCAUAUGUGUAGCGGUAUUUGUGUAAUGCUCGCAAAGUCUUUUUACAUACACAUACUUUUUACAUACAAUUGAAGGCGGUUCACUCCAACAAUAUUCAGCUUGAUGUAAAUAAUAAGCUAUUUAUGUAAAUGCUUUAUUGAUCAUAAUGUAUAAGUUAUAAAUAAAUGUAAGGUUAAAC
Penaeus vannamei (Pacific white shrimp) is the source of this 1464-nucleotide messenger RNA. Its product is annotated as triosephosphate isomerase. Gene Ontology annotation, cellular component: cytosol. Gene Ontology annotation, molecular function: triose-phosphate isomerase activity. Lineage: Eukaryota; Metazoa; Arthropoda; Malacostraca; Decapoda; Penaeidae. Gene Ontology annotation, biological process: glycerol catabolic process; glyceraldehyde-3-phosphate biosynthetic process; glycolytic process. The record is from RefSeq and is a predicted model, not a curated record.